CGAAUGGCGAUGCCAUCGUUUCCCCGUAUUGUCUGCACAUGUUUGAGCAAACCUGCAGCGAAUACUGGGAAUUGGACGCAACCUCAAACAUGUUCGAUGACAGCCGCAUGCCGAUGCAUGGCGGAGGGAACGUCGCACACGCGACGCCAAACCAGUUUUCUGGCUCACAGUCAACGACGGGCAACUGGCGUGAACGGUUCGCAGUUCGCAGUUUGCAGCUUAUUCGAAAAUCGGUUAUCGGCUCGUCGAUGGUCGCUCGUUUGCUUUGGCGUGCCAUGCAUUGAAUUUGAAUUGAAAAUAAAAUUUUGCCAAAAAUUCAAAAUUUGUUUUUUCAAGCCAACAAAAAAGAACGCGAAGAAAUGCGACGCGACACGCGGCAAAAACUAACAGUCGAAUCAAUUUUAAAAUAAACAACCACAAACCAUAACAACAACAGCAACAACAACAAGAGCAAGAAAAUAAAAAUUGAAUAAUAACAACAAAUCACAAAAAGUGCUCAAAAAACAUAUUUUACGAUCCGCAAAGUGAAGAGAGAACUCGACUCUCGACUCAAAUCUCGGCUCGCAACACGCCCCCAAAACACAAACACAACACACACACUCAUACAGAUAUUAUGCUGAUGCACACCACAUCGACAACAUCGACCGCCACGAUGACCAACUCAUCCUCAUCGGCCACGCCCACACCGGGCUCAACAUCAUCGAACAACAGCGCCACACUUGAGACGCUGCAGCAGCAGCAGCAACAACAGCAACAGCAGCUGCAACAACAACUCCAGCAACUGCAGACAACAACAUCAGCAACAACCGCAAAUAACUCACGUCCACCUUCGCGAGCUCCCUCCAUCCUGGACAGUCCGACGCUGGCGCGCGUGGAACGCGCUCGUCUUCGUCUCGAGCAGCAGGAACGGGAGCGGGAACGCAGCAGCCAACGCUGCAGCCAAAUAGGCGGAGGCAGCGUCGGAGGCGGUGGCUGUGGCGGUGGUGGCAGCAGCAGCGGCACGGGCAGCACUGCAACAACCAUGAAUCGCGAGGAUAGCCUAGAGCGGAGCAUAUUGGAUCCCAAGAAAGACUCGGCGCCGUGGCAUCAAAUGUGGACGCAUAUGAAACGCCUCUCGCACGCCUCAAAAGUCAACUCGACGACCAGUCUGACAGCCCAGAAAACAGACGUGGGCGUUGGCCAUCAUCACCUGACAGCAGGCACAACAACAACAACACCAACACCAACAGCAACACAAACAGCUACACCAACAGCAGCGACAGCGACAACUAUUAAUGGUGGAACACCGAGAGGAACAAUGCCAGGCAAAUGCAUAUUAUUUCCGGAUAAGACGUCCUCCCUCAAAAGUUCCAUGUACACGCAACAGGUCUACUUCAGGCCCGAUAUGCAAUCUCUGCUGGCGGGUCGCAUUCCUGUGGCCUCCAUGACGGGUCCCAUUAAGCGUGGACUUCUCUGGCAGCAGCGGGAUCGUCUCUUCUCACGUUGGAAGGAGAGAUACUUUGUGCUCACCCGCGACUACUUGCAUUGCUUUAAACGUGCCUCGGGAUCCGCCAAUGAACGUGCCUCGGAUAUGGGUCAAUUCAUAUUUAAGGUCAAACUGGUGGACGUGGAGAAGGUGGAAUGGCUUAAUCGACGCUCGUACAGCGCCAUUGGGCUGCUGCUGGGACGCGAGGGUCGAGUGCUCUUGCGCUGUGACGAUGGCCUCGAGGAUUGGUUCGAGUUGCUGGAGGAAUGCGCGCUGACCUCCAAGGAGCGACGACGCGCUCUGAAGAUUGCUCAGGGUCCCAGAUCCAGGGCUUCUCUUGCGGCGCCCGUUUCGCAUGCUUCGCUACAGUUCCAACACUUUGGUCUAGGCAGCACCUACUCCAGCGCCCUCGAUGAUUGGCUGAUGACGAGUGGAGCCGGCGGUGGCGGUGGCUUAGCUCGUCACAAAAUUGGAGCUGGCAGCUUGAAUGGUUAUGCGGGUGCCAAUCCAUUCCUGUUCAGCGAUUCGGUGCCCGAUUUGAGUGCACUGAAUAAUGAGAAUCACAAUCAUCAUCUAAGCGGCAUCUCAACGAAUCACUCGACACCGCAAAAGAUACCGCACCACAGCAAUGCGAAUCUCAGCCGCUAUUCGAAUGGUUAUGCCUCCGCCCAGAAUAGUUUCACCCAGGCUGGCGGCGGUCUCUACGGCUCCCCUCGUCGUAUCUUCAUCAACAGCAGCUUUGGCUCGAAUCAGGUGGUGGAUGAGGAGACUGCCGAAGAGGCAGAGGUUCAACUACGCAGGCCACGACUCUUCCGUGGCAUCAGUGCCACGCCAGACAAUGGCAACGAGCUAGACAGAGAUUGGCUGUAUCGCAAACCGCGUGCGCCAACCGAUAUGCGCCAUUCAGUGCAACCCAUGCUGCCCACUCACAACUCGAACGGUGGCAGCAACGCUGGCCUGGCCAACAAAACGGAGUUGGACUGCUCGGCCCACGACAGCGGACUAGACACGCCCCCUUCAACACACCGCCCAUCGAGCUAUCGUGAGGCCGCCAGCAGGGAUAGCACCGAGACCAAUGGCAGCUCAUCGCGUGGCACGUUGCUGAACAACUCACCAGGCGGCAGCUUCCGUGCCAAGAAGCUGAGCCCUCAGGUGACCAAUUUGAAUCAGUUGAACUCAUUGCACGGAUCACGCUACUCUGUGCAGGAUCAGCGCAUACUAAAGAUGCGCAACAACGAGGAGGAUCGUUGUACCUCCAUCAAGCUGGCCAAUCGCCUCAAUCACAACAACGAGCAGCAGCAGCAGCCACAGCCACAGCAACAACAGAACUCCUCCGUCUAUGAUCCCAACCAGAAUCGCUACUAUAAGAAUGGCAAUGGCUCGUCGCCAAUUUCACUGACACCACAGCAUACGCCACAGCAUAAAAUGAUGCAUCUCGGCAAUGGCAAUGGCAACGGCACUUUAAAUGGUAACGGUGGAUCCGCCAUGAAUGGAUCGGCCAUAUUCCGAGAGCGUUAUCAGCAUCCAGCAUUGGCGGCCAUUAUCAACGAGGCACAGGGAUUGAAGUUUCGAGAAGAAACGGAGAAUAUGUGGUAAAUGAAAUAAAUCAAAUAUUGCAUGCAGCAUUCCUCCAAAACUUACCCAAGAUACCAAGAUCAAACACACUCCGAGCAUGGCAAAUCAGUAGUACCAAUGAUAUAUGUAUACACAUAUCUGAUAGAUAUGAAUUCCUCCUUAUAGAACGUGCCUAUUCGGAUAGCCAGCAACGUCGGCUGAACAACAACAACAACGGGCCAACUCCGGUGCCCGCCUCACCCUUGGCCCAAAGACGCAACAAUGUCCCCAUUUUUGGAACGCCAACGCGCGUAUAGCGUUUAAAAGUCUAAGCAAAUGAUAUGUGAGGUCAUAGAACACUUAAAUAUGCAUUACCAUUAGCAAAUAAGUAGCUAAAUGUUUAAGUGAAAUCAUUAAAAUAGUCAACGGAUAAUACUUGAAUAAAGAACAGAACAUAAGGGUAUCAUAUUUAGAAAUUAUUAGAUCAUUAAUUAAUGCAGCGACUUUAUUAAGCUUGGUUUCAUCACAAGAUGCCAGCUAAAUAUUAUAAUAAAUUUACAUAUAUGUAUUUAGACUAAAUAUGUAGCGUUAAUGUAAAACCAAUUCUCAAGUAGUUUUAGUGUGCUACUAUGUCCAGCUUUAUGUAAAAGGUUAAAAUAAAAUAUACAACGACCUCGUUCCGCAAAAUCGAUUGUAAAUCAAUUACAAAGAUUUUAUUAAGCUUCGUAAUAUGGUGAUGUUGAUUUAUAAUGGAAUUGAGAACGAGGAUGUAUUCAAAAGUCAAAUUUUGUUUUCAUAAUAUACACAUAUGUAUUUAUUUCAUCAAUAAAUGCGAUAAGAAAAUGGCAUCAACGUUGUUUCAAAUUUCUCAAGUAGCGCGCAAUGAAUAGUUACUCUUCUUCUUCGAUGUUGUUCAUUCACUGGUGCCAUGAACAUUGUGGUAGUUCAUUUUAAUUAUCGAAGAAGUUCGAUAUUUCAGAGCGCCAUGGUCAUGCUAUCGAUAUUUUCCAGUUAAGCGAUAUUGAAUUUCAUUUUUGAAAUCUAUUAUUUUGAAUAUUCCAAAUAAAAAUACGAAGUUAAAUUUAUGGAGUUUGUGUCCAGUGGUACUAAUGAUUUUAUAACAUAAUUAAAUUUGGUACUAUUCGCGGCUGUUUGAAAAAUUCGAAUAUACCAUAUAAAGUGUAACCAGACGUCAAUUAACGGCUUUUCUGUGAUUUGGUAUAUCUUCUCAGCGUUGAAACCCAUAUAUCACAAGAUUUUUCAUGGAGUAACAGUCUGACGCAUAUUUUGAAUAAAAAUGGUCAGAACUCGUAUCACAAGUGGAAUUCACCGGAUAAUAAUUAAUUAAUAAUAAAUUUUUAAUUGACCACUAUAUAAACAAAGAUUGCUAUAAAAAAUCGAUUGCAAAAACUUCGGUGUAUCGAUAGUGCCACCACUAAAAAACGAGGAAUAUCAGCUGGCGAUAUAUUGCGUGCGGUUUUCUAAAACGAACAAUAAUUAAGUAACUUUAACGAAGUAAUAAUUUUAAAAUAGUCUUGAAGUACAAAUAAA
This is a messenger RNA of Drosophila sulfurigaster albostrigata, 4570 nucleotides long. RefSeq lists its product as uncharacterized. The record is from RefSeq and is a predicted model, not a curated record. Gene Ontology annotation, cellular component: plasma membrane. Gene Ontology annotation, biological process: actin cytoskeleton organization. NCBI's taxonomy places the organism in Eukaryota, Metazoa, Arthropoda, Insecta, Diptera, Drosophilidae. The transcript has 9 exons. The coding region runs from base 614 to 3061 and encodes 815 amino acids.